CUAGGCGCAGCAACCCUCUCUCCUCUUCAUACUGAAGCAGGUGUCCAACAUGGCGUACGCUCGCAUCGGAUCUCUUGCGACUAUUCUCUUUUUAACCACCUUUAACGCGGCUCUUCAAAAAGGAGAUGGCCAGUAUCCAGUGGUGAGCCAGAACCUGGUGACGGACAAUGUGUCGGUGGUGGAGGGGGAGGUAGCCAUCAUCAGCUGCAGAGUCAAGAACAACGACGACUCUGUGAUCCAGCUGCUCAACCCCAACAGACAGACCAUCUACUUCAGGGACGUGCGACCUCUAAAGGAUGCGCGGUUCCAGCUGGUGAACUUCUCAGAGAACGAGCUGCGAGUGUCUUUGUCCAACGUAUCUCUCUCAGACGAGGGGCGCUACGUGUGCCAACUGUACACGGACCCACCACAGGAGGCCUACGCCGACCUCACAGUGCUGGUCCCUCCCAGUAACCCGAUCAUCGAGAGCCGGGACGAGGUGCUGAAUGAAGGCAAUGAGACGGAGCUGACGUGCUCCGCCCUGAGCAGUAAACCUGCCGCUUCCAUCAGGUGGAAGAAGGGCAACAAGGAACUAGCAGGCAAACCCAAAGUGGAGCUGACGUACGACCGCAUGUACACCGUGACGAGCCGGCUCACGUUCACAGUCAGUAAAGAGGACGAUGGUGUGCCCGUGGUCUGUAUCGUUGACCAUCCUGCCGUCAAAGACUUCCAGGCACAGAGACAUCUAGAAGUACAAUACAAGCCUGAAGUGAAGAUUGUGGUGGAGUUUCCUCAGGGUUUGACCAGAGAAGGAGAGAACCUGGAGCUCACAUGUCAAGCUAAAGGCAAACCAGAGCCUCAGAGAGUAAAGUGGGUCAAAGUUGACGAUGACGUUCCCUCCCACGCAGUCAUCACUGGAGGAGACCUGUACAUCGAGAACUUGAACAAGUCGUACAAUGGGACAUACCGCUGUGUGGCCGCCAACGCAGUGGGAGAGUCCUAUGACGACUACAUCCUCUAUGUAUAUGAUGCUCCCACCACCACCCCCAUCCCCACUACCACCACCACCUCCACCACCGCCAUGCCCACCACCUCCCCGCCCCUCCCGGAGAACCAUCCAGAUACUACGCCCAGCACCGAACCUGCAGCUCAUGAUUCUAGAGCUGGAGAGGGCGCUCCCAGGACAGUGGACCACGCGGUGAUCGGAGGAGUGGUGGCAGUAGUUGUAUUUGCCAUGCUGUGUCUACUCAUCGUCCUGGGACGAUACUUUGCAAGACACAAAGGAACGUACUUCACGCACGAAGCCAAAGGAGCAGACGACGCGGCAGACGCGGACACGGCCAUUAUCAAUGCAGAGGGUGGACACUCUAAUUCGGACGAGAAGAAGGAGUACUACAUUUGAUCACAGCGCCCCCUGCUGAGUGCUCCGCCUCACACUAACUGCUGUUUAUGGGACAAAAAGGAGAGAAGGAGGGAUUCGCUUCAGGUUCACGUUUGGCCAGGAGACAUAGCGCUUUGGAGGGACAGGCCUUGUUCAAAGCCGUUGUUUAGUCUAGUCCGCAGAUGUAGAUGGAAUGUUUUGUGUGUAUAAAAAAAAAAGAUUGAAAAAUGUAAAAAAAACAAACAAACAAAAAAACAAAAAAAACAGUGAGUUGGGGUCAAAUGGGGAGGGUUGCCAGAUAUCACUGUAGAAAAGCUUCACAUUACACCUUCCUAACUGCUGGUAUACAAGUUUGAUUUUGCUCGACCAUU
This is a messenger RNA of Periophthalmus magnuspinnatus, 1731 nucleotides long. RefSeq names its product cell adhesion molecule 1a (gene cadm1a). Gene Ontology annotation, cellular component: neuron projection; plasma membrane; synapse. The transcript has 12 exons. Gene Ontology annotation, molecular function: signaling receptor binding. The record is from RefSeq and is a predicted model, not a curated record. The coding region runs from base 50 to 1381 and encodes 443 amino acids. Lineage: Eukaryota; Metazoa; Chordata; Actinopteri; Gobiiformes; Gobiidae. Gene Ontology annotation, biological process: cell recognition; susceptibility to natural killer cell mediated cytotoxicity; detection of stimulus.